GCAAAGUCGUCGACAUUUCUGCUGUGAAGUUUCAAAGUUUUCUGAAUGUCUUAAAAAGUUACUUUACAGUUAUUCAUAAGUGUUUUACCGUAGUAAUUAUCCAAUUUAUUAUGGCUCAAGUAGUUUGAAGUUGAAAAUAUGCGUGGAUUCGUUAUGAUGACGUCCUGAUCGGCAUAAAUAACUGUUUAUUGUUUUGUGUAGGUAGCCUAGCCACCUACACAGUGUAUGGUAUUGCGGAUUGUCCCAAUGUGAAAGUGUUUCGCAUAAAAUUUAGAUACCAUUGUUCGUAUCAUUCCGGGUUACUUGGGAAAAAGUGCAUUUGUGUGGCUUGCGUAACUUGGCGGAGUUAGCUAUGUGUUUUUCUCAAGUUUCGUAAGAGUUUAUGGGAAGACUUCGUAUUGAUUGACAAUUCUUCACGGAGAAGAUGAACGUGCCUUUGCAAGAGAAUGUUGCGCUGCUAUCGUCAGACGAGGGCGGCGGCAGCUCAGACACCCGCUCCGACAGCAGCGAGGACGAGGUCACGGAACACGUGCCGCGGUCCACGCCCCCACCAAUCAUGGCUGCCGCUAGAGCACAGGUGCCAACCAUCAGCGUAACGCCGCACAGUCCAGGCGUGCUGGAUGACAGCUUACAGCAACUCCGGAGGCUACAUGCGGCCGUACAGCGUAUGAGAGCGGCGCCAUUGCCUUUACUGGCAACCGGCAGCAGUAGACUCAGCACAUCAUGCCCGUCGCUGUGCAAAGAUGGCGCCCCGGAAGCAGAGUGCUCUUCACCCACACACCUGGACUUCUAUCCGCAGAGCAGGAAAGGCAGUGUGUGUCUAUCAGGCGAGUCGCGGCAAUGGGGCUUGUGGGAGCGCCGCGAUGAAGGCCGCAGGAGUUCCUGGGCGGCGCUCGAGCCCACCGCGCACAGGCAGCGGAAGGUCGAUGUUAAUGGGGACUGUGGGAGCGCCGUGACGAAGCCGCAGGAGUUCCUGGGCGGCGCUCGAGCCCACUGCGCACAGGCAGCGGAAGUAAGUGCUGCUGGAUUGUGA
Molecule: messenger RNA, 1033 nt
Organism: Ostrinia nubilalis (European corn borer)
Lineage: Eukaryota; Metazoa; Arthropoda; Insecta; Lepidoptera; Crambidae
Exons: 7
Coding region: 425-1033 (202 amino acids)
Source: RefSeq, a predicted model, not a curated record